Pogona vitticeps (central bearded dragon) is the source of this 2926-nucleotide messenger RNA. The record is from RefSeq and is a predicted model, not a curated record. Lineage: Eukaryota; Metazoa; Chordata; Lepidosauria; Squamata; Agamidae.
AGAAAACUGCUUGGAGAAUAUGGAUCAAAGUAAAAUCUUUUCUAACGAGACCCUGCUGAACUGUACAGCUGUUCCAAGACUGAGAGUGACAGAUGGUAGAUCUUGCAUACCGAUCACAAGGGAAAACUCUUCGCACAGCAUAGUCUAGUGGAUAUAGAUAAAAGCAAAAGGAAAAACAGCCCCACAUUAGAACCAGAACACUGUAAGAAUGCACAGAAGACCAUAAAGCUGCAGCAAUGGGGCAGGAAGCUGGAAAGCCCACAUGGCCAAAGCCGGCAGGAGGGCAUCAAACUAUUACAGGCAGAAGAUAUGGAAGAAGGCAUGCCUAUGUCAAUUUUAGACCAUCUCUGACUAAUCAAGAGAGAAAUUCAAACCAACAUGAUGCAGACUGUGAAGGAUUAGAACUGGAUGAUGUUCAAAAAGAAAAUUCUUUGUGUUCCAGUCCUCUUCCCCAAGUAUGUUCUGCUUUGGCGGAUGUACCAUUGUUUAAGAAUGUGGGAUCAGAAGACCCUUUUAAUCCAACGGAAGUGAGCCAUGCAAUCAACACAGAUACUUCUACUUUUUCUUCAACAUGCUACUAUUUGGGAGAUAGUCAAACUGCGGGUAAUAGCGUAAAUUCUAAUGGCUGUGCAGAGUAUUCUGGAGAGCACAACAGCCUUAAUGACCAGAAUGGAAUUGCUUUUGUAAACAUUGACUCUUACGAGCCAGACAGCAGUGAUGGAGAGGAAGAGGGUGACCAAAAUAGUAUUUCAUUAGCUAAAGAAGAAGCGGGGAUAUUUCAGGAGACACUGGAUAGUAUGCUUUCUGAGUUGGAGAAAGGCGUAGACUCCCUCAGUGAUUUGCAGUCACAUCUGUCCAAUUUCAAUCAUAGUGUUUUGAGCAGAAGUUUUGAAGAUGUAAGACGAGUGCCUUUCAGGAGACAUUCUAGCAUAGAAUCAGAUAUUGCUUACCAAAAUACAACUCUUCUGAAACCAUCUGGAGAAGAAGAAUCUUUACUAGAAAAUAAUUUUAGUACCAGUUGUGACAAGGAACAGGAAAAAAAUAGAGUUGAUCCUACGGUUCGGACACAAGUUCGUAAUGCACUGAGUGCUACCAUUACAAAGGGGGACCAAGAGAAUUCAUCUGAACUGGUGGUAAGACCCAAAGUUAGAAAGCAAAAUCCCAUGAGCCAGUUGGAUAGGAAGCAGUCUCUUACCAAUGAAGAGGAAGAAAGAGCCAGUGCUAGAAGGUGGAGUGAGAAUGUGGAUGUCCAGCAAAACGGUGCAGAAUGUGUCUUGAAACACAGCAAAGAAAAAAAGAAUUCUAGUAUGUUUUUUGACCCAAGAGACUAUGAGGGAACACAGAAAAAAAUACAAAAUGAUAUAUGGAAACAGAAUCUAACUCUUCGAGACAAGAAGAAAGUAGAUGAUAGUGCUUUCUGGGAUGAAUUUGAAGAAUGUGGCAGAAAUCUUCCUAGCUCUAUCAAAGAUGAAGAUGAAGGCAGCUCUGAAUGCAGUGAUGGAGAAUGGUCUGCAUAUCUUCCCUCCUAUUUUGAUGUGACCGUGAAAGAUCAGUCCUCCAGCGAUGAGAGCUGGGAGACUCUUCCGGGAAAAGAGGAACCAGAGCCUGAAGUACAGAGUGACAGUAGUGGCGUGGAAGAAGAACCUAAUGAGUUUAAUUUCCAAGCAGGGGAACAGACCUGUCUGGAGGAUGGUGAAAUUCCUUGGUUGCAAUAUCAUGAAGAUAUUGGAAGUAGCAGUGAUGAAGAAACCGAUCAAGUGAGCCAUUUUGUGCAUCCUAGUAUUUUCAUGUUGGAUGGAAACAACAACCUAGAAGAUGAUUCCAGUAUGAGUGAAGACUUAGAUGUGGAAUGGAGGCUUCUUGAUGAAUUUGGUGAUGGCCUAGGUGUGGCUCAAGCCAUUUCUUAUGUGGAUCCACAGUUCCUUACAUAUGUGGCACUGGAAGAACGAUUGGCACAGGCAAUGGAGGUAACAAGCAUGUUCAUGGAAAUGACUUAUCAGCGUCUCCAGACUGCUCUGGCACAUCUGGAAUCUCUUGCAAUUGAUGUUGAGCAGGCUCAUCCACCAGCUAGUAAAGAAAGCAUAGACUGUCUGCCACAGAUAAUUAUAACAGAAGAUCACAAUGAUAAGGCUGUAGGUCAGGAACAGUGCUGUGCUAUCUGUUGCAGUGAGUACAUCAAGGAAGAAAUUGUAACAGAGCUUCCAUGUCACCAUUAUUUUCAUAAACCUUGUAUAACACUAUGGUUACAAAAGUCAGGAACGUGUCCUGUAUGCCGUCAUGUGCUUGCAUCUGGGCUUCCAGAGGCUGGCACGCCCACAGUCUUGCCUGAUCAAGAUUCUACUCCUUCAGUCCACAGUACUUCGGGGACGCAAUAAAAUGAACACCUGGAAAGAGAAUCUCACCUAUCUAAUUUUACUGUAAAUUGCUCCUGUUCAAUUACAAUGUGAAAUUGGUUCAUAUGUAAGUAUAUAUAAAUAUAAAUAUAUAUAUAUAUAUAUAUAUUAAAAAAACACUUUAAGCUAUAUAUUAGUUUAGAGAGAGAAUGUAUCAGCUUUCUAAAUGGUUUAGGUUUCCAGUUAUCAAGCUGAAAGGUGUAAAAGAGUGCACUAGUUUUCUGCAGUAAAAUAUGCCGAUGUUAACUAGUAUCUAAUUCUUCUAUUAAUUCUGUCUGGGGAAUGAUUAUUAAUGUGGCACUUGUGUUCCGUUUAAUGCAACUGCAGUGCAGUUGGAGCUUACAAAAGAUAUGCAUAUAACCUGUUUUACAUUCUAUAAUAUUUCAGGCUUGGGUUGUUUCCUUUUGUUUAAAAAUAGUGCCACUUAAUUACUUUGUACAUAACUCUUUCAUAUUUGCAUCAAAUGUGAAGAUGUUCUGUGAUCACAGCACUAGUAUACUUUGGUUUCACUGGAAAUAAACAGCAUAAUCAAA